Molecule: messenger RNA, 3277 nt
Organism: Hydra vulgaris (swiftwater hydra)
Lineage: Eukaryota; Metazoa; Cnidaria; Hydrozoa; Anthoathecata; Hydridae
Biological process (GO): GPI anchor metabolic process; endoplasmic reticulum to Golgi vesicle-mediated transport
Cellular component (GO): endoplasmic reticulum
Molecular function (GO): phosphatidylinositol deacylase activity
Source: RefSeq, a predicted model, not a curated record
UUUAUUGUCAGUUUAUAAUGUUUUUUUAUUUACUGUCAGUUUAUAAUGUUUUUUUACAACCAACUUGGAAUUGUUAUUGCUGUAGCUUUCUUCUCUGUUGUACUAUAUGACAUUUCUUACAAAGUUGAAGAAAACCGAUGUGGGAUGACGUGGAUGUAUGAGCAACCAGAAUUCAUUAAAUUAACCAUGCCGAGUGUUGUGCAACAUGAGUUUGCCAAGUAUUCACUUUUCAUAUAUGGAGAGGGAAGCUAUGCAACUUACUUAAAAAACAUGCAAGGAAAAUACAAAUUGGAUGGAGUUCCUGUUUUAUUUGUGCAUGGAAAUGGGGGUAGCUAUAAGCAGGUUCGAUCUCUUGGUUCUGUAUCCCUUCGUAAAUCUGAAAAAUCUGUUUAUCAUUUUAAUUAUUUUAGUGUAGAUUUUAAAGAAGAACUUUCUGCUCUGUAUGGUCCGUUUCUAUAUCGACAAACAAAGUUCCUUCAACAUGCUAUAACACAAAUAUUUAAUUGUUACUCUCACCUGCCAAUUUCUUUAAGACCAACUUCUAUUAUUGCUGUUGGUCAUUCAAUGGGAGGUGUAGUUAUACGUGGUUUAUACACACUGUCUUCAUUUAAUGCUUCAUUAAUAAACACUAUUAUCAGUUUAGCAACUCCACAAAAAGAAGCUCCCUUGUUUCUAGAUAACUUUAUUUAUGAAUUUUACCAUGAAGUGAACAAUUAUUGGAUACGUGAAAGCAAUGGAAAGUUAUUUAAUACAACUUUUUUGUCAAUUGCUGGCGGAUUUAGAGAUCACUUGGUUCGCAGUGAUUUGUGUUUUAUAAAAACUUUGAAUAAAAAUCAGAGAUAUUCACUUACAACAAGUAUUCCCCACAUUUGGCGAUCAACUGACCACCAAUGUAUUGUGUGGUGUAAUGAGUUAGUCCGCGCGCUUACCCGUUGUUUUUUCAAGAUGAUUGUUUUUAAAACAAAGCAAGUGUCAAAAAGUCAUAAUCGUAGACUAAAAGUUUUCGACAGUAUUUUUUUUAAUGCAGACUUGAAGCACAGUGCUCCAAGAAACAAUUGUGUUUCUAUCCAGGUUGAGAAUACUAUGAGUUCUUUCUAUGCGAACAAAAGCUGCUUUCAUCUAUACUCUAUUAAUGGUCAUGGAAUAAUUUUAUUAUCUGAAGGUUCAUUGAGUGAGUGGGUUUUAUUAUGCGACAAUUCAGCUUGUGUUUUUCCAUAUUACACGUUUCCGACUCAUAAAAAGUCUUCAUUUUAUUUUUAUGUGAAUUCAAGUGUUACAAUAUUGGAUGGCAGCAAUGAAGUUUUUGUUCAAGCUUAUGAUAAAACUAAUUUUCUCUCAGUAAAUAUUCCAUUUUUGUUUAUUGAAGAAAAGUUGUUUCAUUUCCAGAAAUCAUUUUUUAUUAAAAUAAAUUUAAUUGGUUUUAUUGAAACAUGGCAAGCUUAUAAAUUGACAUUCAACAAUAAUUAUUCCUUUCAAGCUACUGUAGGUCUUUUUUCUCCAUUUACUUCAGAUAUUGAAUAUUUUCUAUUGAAUGGCAGUGAAUCAAUUUCACUUAAACUUUUUAAAGGGAAGCCUUACAAUAAAUAUUAUGACAAACAUGUUUAUUUAAUGAUUUGGAGCAAAAACAUAUCUUCCAUUAAUGUGCGGAUUCAACCUGAUUUUGUAGCGAUUUUUGGACAGAUUUUUAAAUUCAAUUAUGCAAAAAUAUUGCGUAUUACAAUUCUUUUUUGUAUUUUGAAAUCCCUUGCUGAAUUUUCUAAAUUAGGUCAAUUUAAUGUCUUUCAGUCAACAUUAUUUGUUGUUUCAUUGACCUUGCUUAUGUUGUCAACCAAAUUAUUGUUUAAAUUUAAUAUGGAUGUUAUUACUCGAACAGUUUGGAUUGAAAUAUUUUUAGUUUUUAUAUCAUUUUUUCUCUCAGGAGUUUGGCACAGCUUAGUUAGAAAGUUUAUUAUUGCCUUAUGUGUUUUACUAACACUUUUAGUUUCAGUAAAUAAAUUGGACCAAAUGAAAUUUACAAAGUUUAUGCUUCUAGCUACCAUAUCAACUCUGAGUGGCUUAGCUAUAUGCCAAUAUAUAUUUUUUGGUAUGCCUUUUUUAUUUUUUAUUAUGAUCAACAUAAUAAAAAUAAAUACUUCAGAAGAUUGUGAAAUUAAAAAAGUACAGAUGAGUAUUCUUGGUGGUAUUUUACCUUCAAUUAUUAUUUUGCUAGUAGUCCCUACAAUAAUUUAUGUUAAAGAUUGCAUUGAAAGUACUUCCUCCUUAGAAGGUGCCUCAAUAAAUAUUCUAUGCCUUCAUAUUACUUAUGUUCUUUAUUUGAUAGUUGAUCUAUCAGUUCCUAAAAUUAGAACUAUAUAUGUGUAUUUUAUAGCUGUAGUUAUUUUAACUGUACUAUCAGAAACCUUUCAACUAUUUAACCAAGUCUAUAUAACAAUAUUUUUUCUUAUUUAUAUAUCCCUUUUUUCUUUGAUAAAAAAAUUUUAUUUUUUAUUUUUUAUAGUUUCAAAGUUCAAAAUUUUGUAAUAUUGUUUAUAAAAAUAACAUCAAUAGAAUAAAUAAUAAUUAAUUAUGUUUUAGUUGACAUUUAUUAUUGUAGUUUUUAGAGUGUUUCUGUUCUGCAGGAAUGGAAAGAAAUAAUAGACCAUUGUUGCCUAUGCAGUGCAUUGGCUUUUGUUAAAUUAUUAUAUAAAACAUUUGUUAAUUUACCUCCCUAAGGCCGAAAGACCACUACAGUUGAUGAGGUUGAGAAAGUAAUCUACUACUACUUAGGAUUUUAUAACUUUUACUAUAGUUCAUCUAGCACAGUUGUACUAUAGUUCAUCUAACACAGUUGUACUAUAGUUCAUCUAACACAGUUGUACUAUAGUUCAUCUAACACAGUUGUACUUUAGUUCAUCUAACACAGUUGUACUAUAGUUCAUCUAACACAGUUUUACUAUAGUUCAUCUAACACAGUUGUACUAUAGUUCAUCUAACACAGUUGUACUAUAGUUCAUCUAACACAGUUGUACUUUAGUUCAUCUAACACAGUUGUACUAUAGUUCAUCUAACACAGUUGUACUAUAGUUCAUCUAACACAGUUGUACUAUAGUUCAUCUAACACAGUUGUACUAUAGUUCAUCUAACACAGUUGUAAAUGUUUAAUGGCAGUUAUAUCAUAGGAAUCUUUCUAGAUACAGUUUGAUAGAGUGUGUGAAUGUCAUGAGUGUAGGUUGUUUAAUGUAUACAAUAUUGUUAUAUUUUUAUAUACCUAAUUAUUAUUGUUAUUAUUAUUAUUUUU